AUGUCACAUAUGUCAACCAACCUCUAGAGUCCUGCGGAAUGAGCACAUAGCUGAUGUUAGGUAAUUAAUCAAUAAAACGGCACGAUGAAAUGUUUGAGUAACGUUAAUUGAGCGCGUUUAGGUUCGAUUUAUCGACUGGCUCAGGAUUUUUUAAUUUCCUGUGUGGCGUUUUUAUUAUGAAUACGGUCCAUGUCCAGCUCAGGGGCUUUACUUUGCUGUUUGUGAAAAGCAGAGCUCUCCCUGCUGGUCGUCCGACAGCCGCACGCUGUGACUUUCGUCUCCACUGGACUGUUUCGCAGUUUUUCAGGACAAUGGCGACCAAUAGUAAUAGUUUCCCGGAGCCGAGGCAGCAGCUGGGGCAGAAGAAAGUGAAACAUAAGGAGCCGCUGCGCAGAGUAAAAAACAAGGAGAACAGGAACAAACGCAGAGAUGUCCUCGGACCGUCUUCUGUGUACCUGCAGGUGGUCGGAUCUGGCAGCAGAGACAGUCCUUCGUCUUUAUACGUCUUCUCCGAAUACAACAGGUACCUGUUCAACUGCGGUGAGGGAACGCAGAGACUCAUGCAGGAACACAAACUGAAAGCUGCUCGCUUGGACAACAUCUUCCUGACCAGACUGAGCUGGGAGAAUGUGGGCGGCUUAUCAGGGAUGAUCUUAACCUUGAAGGACACCGGCGUCCCUGAAUGUGCUCUCUCUGGACCGCCACAGCUGGAGAACUAUCUGCAAGCCAUCAAGUCCUUCUCUGGGCCACUGGAAGACAUCAAGCUGUUGGUUCGACCGUACACAGAAGAGAUGCAUUCAGACGACACCAUGACGGUUUGUCAGGUGCCAAUUUUCACCAAAACUACAGAUGGUGGAAAACACUCACCCACGCAGGGAAGAACAAGCCCCUCUCAGAGUUCCCCAAAGAGAGAUCACUUUCACAUCGGCGGCAAUGGAGAAGAUGCAGGUGAAAGACGAGCAGCGGUUAGAGACACGUCCUUAGUGGUUGCCUUUGUGUGCAAGAUUCACCCCAGGAAAGGAAACUUCUUAGUGGCUCAAGCCAAGGAGCUCGGACUGCCCAUAGGUACAGCAGCUAUCGGUCCACUCAUUGCAGAUCUGAAAAAUGGGAAAAGCAUCAUGUAUGAAGGAAAAGAGAUCCGACCCGAGCAGGUUUGUACUCCCACUGACCCGGGACCAGUCUUUAUUGUCGUGGAGUGUCCGUCUGAGGAGUUUGUCAAACCUGUUGGCAGCAAUCAGCAGCUGGCAAGGUACCAGACUGGAGGUUCAGAACCCCCGGCUGUUGUGGUGGUCCACAUGACUCCGGAGUGUGUUUUGAAAACAGAAGGAUACCAGGAGUGGAUGGGGAGGUUUCCGUCCACAACAGAACACCUGAUCAUCAAUGAGAAUGCGUGUUCAGUCCACAACAUCAGAAGUCACAAGAUUCAGACCCAGCUCAACAUGAUUCACCCAGAUAUCUUUCCACAGCUAAAGGCUUACAAAACAAAGGAGCCUCAGGCCUCCUUAAACAUCCCAAACGUCAGAGCCGAGUGUCUUCUCAAGUUCCAGUUCAGGCCCGUAAUGGAGUGGCAAAGAGAUGCUAUCCCCGCCUGCAACUCCGAGGAGUUCGUGAAAGAAGCUUCUGAGGUCCCGAACUUUCUGGCACAAGUGGACGAGUGCAGGAAGAUUUGCUCCACUGACGCUGCAGUGCUUUCUGAUCGAGGAGGAAAAUAUCCUGAGGUGAUUUUCCUGGGAACAGGAUCAGCUCUUCCCAUGAAGAUCAGAAACGUCAGCGGCACUUUAGUUAACAUCAGCCCGAGUCAGUCUCUGCUGUUGGACUGCGGAGAGGGAACCUUCGGUCAGCUCUGCAGACACUACGGAGACGACGUGGAUAAGGCUUUGUCCAAGAUAUCCACGGUCUUCAUCUCACACCUGCAUGCCGACCAUCACACAGGGCUGCUAAAGCUGCUGUACCAGAGGGAAAGGGCGCUGUUUACUCUAGGAAUAGGGUUCACUCCCAUCUGCCUCAUCGCUCCGGUCCAAAUUAUGACCUGGCUCAACCAGUAUCACAACUACUGUGAGGAGAUCCUCAGCCAUGUCAACCUCAUCCCUAAUCAGUUUCUGUGCGACGGCGCUGAGGUCACCGAGCAGCAGGCGAACUCAUUCAUCCGACGGCUGCUGAAGAAGAACGAUCUAGAGAAGUUCCUGACCUGCACGGUGCGUCACUGCAAGAACGCCUUCGCCUGCAGCUUCGCUCAUCAGUCAGGCUGGAAACUGGCCUUUUCCGGAGACACCAUGCCCUGCGAGAACUUCGUGAACAUCGGGAAGAACGCAACUUUAGUGAUCCACGAAGCCACGCUGGAGGAUGAGCUGGAAAAGGAAGCUGCAGAGAAAAGGCAUAGCACGACCUCCCAGGCCAUCGGCAUCGGCAUGAAAAUGAACGCCGACUUCAUCAUGCUGAACCACUUCAGCCAGCGUUACGCCAAGAUCCCGCUCUUCAACGAGGAGUUCACCGAAAGAGUGGGAAUAUCAUUCGACCACAUGAGAAUUCGCUUUGGAGAUUUUAAAAUUCUCCCCAAACUCAUCCCCGCACUGAAGACCCUCUUCGCCGAUGAGAUCGACGAGAUGGAGGGAAGAAGGGAGAGGAGGGAGCUGAGAAAUCCCAAAGGAGGCGUCUACGAGGUGGCCGACGAGUCCGUGGGUGGCCGGGGUGCCAAAAGAGACCAGGAGGAUGGGAUGGUGACACAAAACCUAGAAACGAAGAGACUGAAAAGCAGCUGAUUCAACUACGAUUCAUUAAAUCAUGAGUCAAGAGGAAAAGACUUUACAUUAGAGCAUCCUGAGUUAUUGUAUUUAAAUGAGGUUGAGAUUUUUAUUUGAAUCGUGUGGUUUGGUUGAUAAAUCUUACAUUGCAGUGUGCUAUGAGUAUCAUUUGUUUUUCAUUUAACAAAAUAAAGAAAUACCGCAGCA
This is a messenger RNA of Mugil cephalus (flathead mullet), 2948 nucleotides long. RefSeq names its product elaC ribonuclease Z 2 (gene elac2). Lineage: Eukaryota; Metazoa; Chordata; Actinopteri; Mugiliformes; Mugilidae. The coding region runs from base 177 to 2759 and encodes 860 amino acids. Gene Ontology annotation, cellular component: mitochondrion. Gene Ontology annotation, biological process: mitochondrial tRNA 3'-end processing. The record is from RefSeq and is a predicted model, not a curated record. Gene Ontology annotation, molecular function: 3'-tRNA processing endoribonuclease activity. The transcript has 24 exons.